AUGUUGGGAAUGUGUCAUCCAAGUACUUGUGACACUCUAAAAACUACCAUUCUUGCAGUGUUGUCCUGUGUCACCCCUAGUAGUUUGUCAUCUUGCAUUCUGAUCGGUGGCAACUUGGUGUUAACCCCUUGGUGUCAGCAUAUCAUAUUGACAGUGUGUCACCCCAACAAUGGUGUCAUACUUGCAAUGUGUCACCUUAGUCACUAUCAUUGGAAGUAUGUCAUGCGUCCCACCGUGCUAGUAUGUCACUCACAAUCUGAAAAUGGCAUGCCUGUCACCCUGAAAAUCAUUGGUUCUUUCUGUCUCCUGCUUGCGCUCGUGUCCAUGGGGAGAGUCUACUGCGCCCCUGCAGGAGGCCACAGGGCUUCUCCGUUGCCCCCAGAAACGCUCAUGGCCAACCUCAAGACCAGACUCAAGCUCAUGGCCCAAGACGAGGCCAUGUACGGAGCCUCGAGGACGGAAGGGGAAGGCCGCCAGAGGAACUGGUUGGACAACCUCAUUACGCUGCUCCACCUGCUGGGCGUUUCGGACGAGGACAUGGCUGCAUUCGUGGACGACGUAGUGCAAGGAGUGGAGGACAUUCUGGCCCAGCUUCCUCCUCAGGAGCUCAUGGCGGUGGAGAUGGCCGCGGGGGACAUCCUGGGAAUGCUUCAGAGCGGCGAGCUCGACCUCGAACGCCUCCAGGUCGACCUCAACAUCAUCUACACCUUGAUGUGGCCUUACGUCAACGAGGACCUUAAGCCGACCUUGCAGUUCAUCAUUGACCUUAUCCUCUGGCUUCUCAGUCAGCAAGGUCGUGGGCCCUCGGGCUCUCCACGGCUGCCUCUCCUGCGGGACCACCUCGCCCGCCGCCCGUAAGAGCGCGUGGGGACUUGGGGCUGCCCUUCGGAUGGGGUCCUUGUCGUCUGUCCCUCUACCCCCCCCCCUCUCUCUCUCUCUCUCUCUUUCAUAAUUGUUAUCAGUUUUUUCCUAUUAUCUAAUAUAUGUUUCCUGUUUUAUUUAAUGUUUUAUUGUUUUUUCCUAUCCCUUUUUCUUAUCAUUGCUAUCGAUAUUUCAGAUCCGUCAUGUUACACAUCUUUUGUUGACAUAAAUUUUCAUUUAAUCUUUAUCCUUAUUCCUUUACCUUGUGUUUUUUCCUCUUCAUAAUAUCAUUGAUUUUCUUUAUUUUCUCUCUCUCUCUCUUUUUUUUUUUUACUUUUUGAUUGAUUUUUAAAAAUUAUUUCUUUCUAUUUAAAUGAUUCUCCUUUGUAUCUUACAUCUUUUUUUAAUCUCAAUUUCCUUUUAUUCGUUUACUCAUACCUUUGCUUUUGAUUACUUUUCAAAUGUUCUCUUUUUCUGUGUUUAAUGUUUAAAAUUUCCGUGUGUGAUAUAUAUAUAUUUUUUUGUUUCGACGACGUGAACUGUGUAAUUUCUUAUGAAAGUUUUGUAAAUUUCUAGUGGGUUGGAUAAUAUGAUAUCCCAUACAUAUGGUGUAAAUAAAUUCGUAAUAUGAUGCAUGUAUAUGAUAUAAGCAAGUAUUUGACACUAAACCCUGCACAAACAAGCGUAUAAACAUACAUAAUUCUAUGAGACUGUCAAAUUUAUCUUGUAAAUUUCCCCUUAACGUUUUUAAAAAACUUUGUGAUGAUGGCAAAUAUAUCUCCAUUUGCUUUCUAUUAAACAGAUGAAUAGAUGAUUUAUUAAAGCUGA
Molecule: messenger RNA, 1689 nt
Organism: Penaeus indicus
Lineage: Eukaryota; Metazoa; Arthropoda; Malacostraca; Decapoda; Penaeidae
Exons: 6
Coding region: 1-858 (285 amino acids)
Source: RefSeq, a predicted model, not a curated record